ACCCAGAAAGGCUAUGAGAAAAAAAGGUCCAUGCUGAUUGGAGCCUUUUUGGCACAAGGCCCAGGUAAGCAGUAUUAUUUUCCGGAGAGACGACCGCCGGCAGCACCGUCCUCGGCGGCACGAUUUCGCCGAAGACGCUUAUCCGGGUCCAGGGACGAGCGGUACCGCUCAGACAUUCACAGCGAGGCAGUGCAAGCGGCGUUAGCCAAACACAGAGAGAGAAAGAUGGCCGUCCCCAUGCCGUCCAAGCGCCGCUCGCUGGUGGCACGCAACUCCGCUGAGGCGUACACGCCGCCAGAUACCUCCUCAGCCUCUGAGGGUGAGGAUGGUGAAGGUGGCGCUGGCGAGGACGUGGAAGGAAAUGACGACGGUGGAACUUCCUCGCACCACGCCAUCCACCUCACGUCAUCCAACACUAACUCGUCCACUGCGUCCUCAUCCUCGUCCGGUGAUAGCGGGGCGGUGGCCCACGGGCGCUUUGCCAAGGUUCUGGCCCAGCACGUCCACAUCUCUGCUCACCGGCGCCACCUAAACAUGAACCAGCAGCACCUCAGCAGCGAGAUCCACUCGGCACCCCCGGACGUUACGGGUUAUGGCGACCGCUCGUCGGUUGCCGACAGGCUCCGGGCGGAGAAAGCAGUGGGUGGGGCCCCAAAACAGACGCCCAAGUACGGUAACGCCGAGCUGAUGGAGACCGGAGACGGCGUUCCAGUCAGCAGCCGUGUUUCGGCCAAGAUUCAGCAGCUGGUCAACACGCUGAAAAGACCCAAGAGGCCGCCGCUUCGAGAGUUUUUUGUCGACGACUUUGAAGAAAUGCUGGAGGCGCCGCAGCCCGACCCCAACCUGCCCAAGGCCGAGGGACCCCAAAUGGUGCCCGCCCACGGGGAGGAUCUGGGCGUGGUUGACAACUGCCCGCCCUGUCUGGAGGCGGCCCUGCAGAGGUGGGCCACAGUCUCCCCCAAGGCCCCCUGCCUCACUACCGCCGACGUCAAUGGGAAGACCCUCCACCAGCUCACCUACGGCAAACUGUGGUCGCAGAGCGUGAAGGUGGCCUACAACUUGUCGCACAAGCUUGGAACCAAACAAGAACCUCUCAUCAGACCUGGAGACAGAGUGGCGCUGGUGUUCCCCAACAACGACCCGGGUUCCUUCAUGACGGCAUUCUACGGCUGCCUGCUUGCCGACGUGAUCCCCGUCCCCGUGGAGGUUCCGCUCACCAGGAAGGACGCUGGCGGUCAGCAGAUAGGCUUCUUGUUGGGCAGCUGCGGCGUUGGCGUGGCUCUCACCAGCGACCUCUGCCACAAAGGGCUCCCUAAGAGUCCCACGGGGGAGAUACUUCAGUUCAAAGGUUGGCCCAAGCUUUUGUGGAUGGUCACCGAGUCCAAAAACUUGUCCAAACCCCCCCGAGACUGGUUCCCCCGCAUCAAAGACACCGGACAAGACACCGCCUACAUUGAGUACAAGACGUGCAAAGACGGCGGCGUCCUGGGCGUGACGGUGACGCGAGCCGCCAUGUUGGCUCACUGUCAGGCCCUCACGCAGGCCUGCGCCUACACCCAAGCUGAGACCCUGGUUAACGUUCUGGACUUCAAGAAAGACGUCGGACUGUGGCACGCCGUCCUCACUAGCGUGAUGAACAUGAUGCAUGUGGUGAGCGUUCCGUACGCCCUCAUGAAGGUCAACCCGCUGUCGUGGAUCCAGAAAGUGUGUCAGUUCAAAGCCAAGGUGGCGUGCGUCAAGUCCCGCGACAUGCACUGGGCUCUGGUGGCGCAUCGUGACCAGCGUGACAUCAACUUAGCGUCUUUGAGGAUGCUGCUGGUCGCCGACGGCGCCAAUCCCUGGUCCAUCUCGUCCUGCGACGCCUUCCUCAACGUCUUCCACACCAAAGGUUUGAAGUCGGACGUUAUUUGUCCCUGCGCCAGCUCGCCCGAGGCGCUCACUGUCGCCAUUAGGAGGCCCGCCAAGGACGGAAGCGUCGCGCCAGCUCGCGGUGUUUUGUCCAUGCACAGUUUGAGUUACGGCGUCAUCCGACUGGACUCAGAGGAGAAACUCUCGGUGCUCACGAUGCAAGACGUCGGCGGUGUCAUGCCAGGAGCCGUGAUGUGCGUGGUGAAGACGGACGGCGUCCCGCAGCUGUGCAAAACGGACGAAGUGGGCGAGUUGUGCGUCUGCACGGUCGCCACGGGGACGUCCUACUACGGCCUCAGCGGAAUGACCAAGAACACCUUCGAGGUGGUGCCCGUCGACGUCGCCGGCGCCGCCGUGGGCGAGUUACCUUUCACGAGGACGGGACUGCUGGGCUUCGUCGGCGCCGGCGGUCUAGUGUACGUGGCGGGCAAGGCGGACGGCUUGAUGGUAGUCGGCGGGCGGCAACACAACGCCGACGACAUCGUGGCCACGGCGCUGGCCGUCGAGCCCGUCAAGUUCGUCUACAGGGGACGAAUAGCGGUGUUCUCCAUCGAGGUCCUGCAUGACGAGAGGAUCGUGGUGGUCGCCGAGCAGCGUCCCGACUCCUCUGAGGAGGACAGCUUCCAGUGGAUGAGCCGUGUACUGCAGGCCAUCGACGGCAUCCACCAGGUGGGCGUGUACUGUUUAGUUCUGGUUCCAGCCAACACGCUUCCCAAGACCCCUCUGGGUGGCAUCCAUCUGUGUGAGACUAAGCAGCUCUUCCUGGAGGGGGCGCUGCACCCCUGCAACGUCCUUAUGUGCCCACACACCUGUGUCACCAACCUGCCCAAACCUAGGCAGAAACAACCAGAGAUUGGCCCCGCCUCCGUGAUGGUGGGAAAUCUGGUUUCCGGCAAGAGGAUUGCUCAGGCCAGCGGGAGAGAGCUGACGCAGGUCGAAGACAAUCAUCAGGUGUGCGUUCGUUCGUUCUUGCUGUUCCUGUCUGAAGUGUUGCAGUGGCGAGCGCAAAGCACGCCGGAACAUGUGCUCUACACGCUACUAAACUCACGGGGUACGACGGCCAGCUCGCUGACGUGCUCGCAGCUCCACAAGAGAGCCGAGAAGGUGGCGGCCAUGUUGGCCGAACGCGGCGGCAUUCGGGUCGGGGAUCACGUGGCGCUGCUCUACCCUCCAGGCACGGAGCUGAUCGUGUCGUUUUACGGCUGUUUGUACGCCGGUCGCGUUCCCGUCACCGUGCGUCCGCCUCACCCGCACAACAUCGCCAGCACGCUGCCCACCGUCAAGAUGAUCGUCGAGGUGAGUCGAUCAGCCUGCGUGCUGACCACGCAGGCCAUCUCAAAGCUGCUCAGGUCCAAAGAGGCGUCGGCCGCCGUGGACGUGCGCACCUGGCCGCUCGUCCUGGAUACGGACGAUUUGCCCAAGAAGAAAGCGCCCGGGUUGUACAAACCUUCCGAUCCUGACACGUUAGCCUACCUGGACUUUAGCGUGACCACCACCGGCAUGCUAGCUGGAGUCCAAAUGUCUCACGCGGCCACCGGCGCCAUGUGUCGCUCCAUCAAGCUUCAGUGCGAGCUGUACCCGUCCCGAGAGGUGGCCGUCUGCCUCGACCCUUACUGCGGUCUGGGCUUCGUCCUCUGGUGCCUUUGCAGCGUGCACUCGGGCCACCGCUCCAUCUUGAUUCCGCCCUCGGAACUGGAGAGCAACGCGUCGCUGUGGCUGUGGGCCGUCAGUCACCACAAGGUCCGGGACACCUUCUGCUCGUACGGCGUGAUGGAAAUCAGCACCAACGGGCUGGGCCAGCAGACGGACGCGCUCAAGAGUCGCGGCGUGGAGCUGUCGAGGGUGCGGACGUGCGUGGUGGUGGCGGAGGAGCGGCCGCGGACGUGCCUGACUCAAUCCUUCUCCAAACUCUUCAAGGACCUGGGCCUUCACUCGCGAGCCGUCAGCACCGCCUUCGGGUGCAGAGCCAACAUGGCCGUCUGCCUGCAGGGAACAUCCAGUCCCGACCCGACCACCGUCUUCGUAGACAUGAGGGCGUUGCGCCACGACAGGGUGCGACUAGUGGAGAGAGGGUCACCCCACAGUUUGCCCCUUAUGGAGUCUGGCAAGAUCCUUCCCGGCGUUAGGAUCAUCAUCGCUAACCCGGAGACCAAGGGACCAAUGGGAGAGUCCCACCUGGGCGAGAUUUGGGUGGAGAGCGCCCACAACUCGAGUGGUACCUACGGAGACGACGAGGACGAAGAAGGCCGGCGUUCGGCGGCGCGCUUGAGCUUCGGAGACACGCAGACGCUUUGGGCGCGCACGGGCUACCUGGGAUUCCUUCGGCGGACACUGCUCAAGGACGCCAACGGAGAGCGUCACGACGCGCUGUACGUGGUUGGUGCCUUGGAGGAAGCCAUGGAGCUUCGGGGGAUGCGCUACCACCCCGGCGACAUCGAGACGUCAGUCAUAAGGACGCACAAGAGCAUUGCUCAGUGCGCGGUGUUCUCGUGGAGCAACCUGCUGGUGGCGGUGGUGGAGCUGUCAGCGUCAGAGCGCGAGGCGCUGGACGUGGUGGCGCUGGUGACCAACGCCGUGCUGGAGGAGCACUUCCUGAUCGUGGGUGUGGUGGUGGUGGCUGACGUGGGCGCGGUGCCCAUCAACUCGCGCGGUCAGAAGCAGCGCACGCACCUGCGCGACGGCUUCCUGGCUGAUCGUUUGGACCCCGUUUACGUGGCCUACAACAUGUAG
Messenger RNA from Nerophis lumbriciformis (worm pipefish), 4638 nucleotides. NCBI's taxonomy places the organism in Eukaryota, Metazoa, Chordata, Actinopteri, Syngnathiformes, Syngnathidae. The record is from RefSeq and is a predicted model, not a curated record.